Molecule: messenger RNA, 7910 nt
Organism: Thalassophryne amazonica
Lineage: Eukaryota; Metazoa; Chordata; Actinopteri; Batrachoidiformes; Batrachoididae
Gene: dtx1
Product: deltex 1, E3 ubiquitin ligase
Biological process (GO): protein ubiquitination; Notch signaling pathway
Cellular component (GO): nucleoplasm
Molecular function (GO): ubiquitin protein ligase activity; zinc ion binding
Source: RefSeq, a predicted model, not a curated record
CACACGGGUGAUUUUCUGUGCGUACAGGUGCGCCUGUACGUUUGUUUGCAGCGAAGAAAUGCGCUUUUUAUGAGUGCACGCGACGUGUUUGCGGAGAGGAACGUGCCGUACAGAUGACAGAGUGAACGUUAACUCCGACACAACGACGACGGCUCGGUUCGGGGUUUUCGUCCUCCCCCCGAACAGCACCGCGCGCGCGAGGCUGUGAGGAUCAAAGGAGACCGACACAUCUGAUGUCUAACAUGAAAGCUGCCGCCGACAGUGUGUCGCUCACAGAGAGUGCAUGCCGUGUUCCUGUUCACCGCUUUGCUGUGGAUGACUGAUGCCACUUCAGCCCGUGCCAUCAUCAUCAUCAUCCUCGUCGUGAUUGGAGUUUGGCUGCUCGCUGAGCCACCGCUCAGAGAGAACCUCCUGAUGGCGACUCCAGCAGAGAUGUUCUCCUGAAGCCACAUGAGAUAACUGAGGACUGGUCCACCUGUACCGGAUUUCAGCCUCUCUGCUCUUUGGCACUCAUGUGGGUCACAGCUGGAUUCUAACCCACAACCUCACCAGCAGCUGGAUCCACCUCCGAAGGAGAUGGCUCGCUCAGGAUCAGGGGUUCUGGGGCCGGUCAGUGGGCUGGCGUACCCUCCUCAGAACCUGGCCAGGGUGGUGGUUUGGGAGUGGAUGAAUGAACACGGGCGCUGGAGGCCCUACAGCGCCGCCGUCUGCCACCAUAUUGAGAAUGUACUGAAGGGGGACGCCCGGGGAACCGUAGUCCUGGGUCAGGUGGAUGGCCAGCUGUCUCCUUACGUCAUUGAUCUGCAGUCCAUGCACCAGUUUCGACAGGACACAGGCACCAUGAGACCAGUGCAGAGAAACUUUUAUGAGCCAUCAUCUGCCCCGGGAAAAGGCGUGGUGUGGGAGUGGGAGAAUGACAACGGUUCUUGGACGCCGUAUGACAUGGAGAUCUGUGUGACGAUCCAGAAUGCCUACGAGAAGCAGCAUCCCUGGCUGGAUCUGACAACUCUGGGCUUCUGCUACCUCAUAGACUUCAACAGCAUGUCUCAGACCAACCGACAGACCCAGCGUAAGCGACGUCUGCGGAGGCGAAUGGACCUGGCUUAUCCGCUCAUCAUGGGCUCCAUCCCAAAGUCCCAGUCCUGGCCUGUGGGCUCCAGCUCUGGCCAGCCUUGCUCCUGUCAACAAUGUAUCCUGGUCAACAGCACGAGAGCUGCUUCAAAUGCCAUUCUGGCCUCUCAACGGCGUAAACUCUAUGGAGGGAUCACAGGCAAUCCAGGAGCUACAGGGACCCUGACCAUAGUGCCGCAAAGCAACACCUUUGCCGGAACUUCCCUCUGGUCUGUGACGACGUCCUCUUCUGGGUCCAACAACAACAACAUCAGUGUGGGAGGUGGACACGCCAAAAUGGAACAGGUGCAGGUGCCGCUGUCUGCUGCCAACUUUCCUUGUUCUCCUGUGAUGCCGUCCCUUGCAUCUGCUCAUGCUCGCCACUCGCUCACCAUUAAUGGACAGAACAACUUGAACCGGCCAGGCACCCAGCACAUCUCCAUGGGCACCGCCAGGGGAGCCAUCCCGCCAGGGGUUCCUGCUCUCCCUGUGAAGAACCUAACUGGAUCUGGACCCAUGCACCCAGCUCUAGCCGGUAUGACGGGUAUCCUGAUGUGUGCUGCCGGUCUGCCAGUCUGUCUGACUCGGGCCCCAAAACCCAUACUGCACCCGCCGCCCAUCAACAAGGGCGACAUGAAGCCGGUCCCAGGGAUCAACGGCAUGCGCCGCAAAACCAAGAAGAAGCACCUGAAGAGAGGGAAAAACCCAGAGGACGUAGUGCGACGAUACACAGAGAAGAUUAAAGUGAUGCCAGAUGAGGACUGUACCAUCUGCAUGGAGAGGCUGGUGAUGUCAUCUGGCUACGAUGGCAUCCUGCAGCACAAAGGCAUCAAGCCAGAGCUGGUGGGCAAACUUGGCAAGUGUGGGCACAUGUACCAUUUGCUGUGCCUGGUGGCCAUGUACAACAACGGCAAUAAGGACGGCAGUCUUCAGUGUCCCACGUGUAAGACCAUCUAUGGGGAGAAAACAGGAACGCAGCCUCCUGGGAAGAUGGAGUACCACGUCAUCCCCCACUGCCUGCCGGGACACCUGGACUCCAAGACCAUCCGCAUCGUCUAUGAUAUUCCCGCUGGCAUCCAGGUCAGGAUUCUCUUUGAAUCUUUAACCAAUGAGCACCCCAACCCUGGGAAGAGUUCAGCGCCCGAGGGUCCUCGACACUGCUACCUCCCAGAUAACGAGAAAGGCAGGAAGGUCCUCAAGCUGCUGAUCACGGCUUGGGACAGACGCCUCAUCUUCACCAUUGGCACCUCCAGCACCACGGGCGAGUCGGACACGGUGGUGUGGAACGAGAUUCACCACAAGACAGAAUUUGGCUCCAACCUGACGGGCCACGGCUACCCCGACCCAAAGUACUUGGACAACGUGCUGACAGAGCUGUCAGCGCAGGGGGUCGGCGAGGACAACCUGAAGGACUGAAAGCUGUCUCAUCUGGUAGAAAGGAACUCCACCCACAAUGCCCUGCCCUCUCCAAGAGGACAGGGCCGCAUCCUGAAGGUCAGCGUGCAGCCGGCGCCUCUUGACGGCCCACAAACUGAAGGAUCCUGCAGGAAGAGCAGUGAAAACCCAAAAGGGUUCGGUUUUCUUAUUUGGACAUUUUUAGGUCUUCCCUCUGAGAAGUCGUGAACAAACUGUGAGGAGACACAGUCGGGUUUCUGUCCUGAUGACAUGAGCUUCAAAUGAACCAUUCGAAAGUCUAAACUGAUCUGGUAACUUUCUCCAAAAUGGUCCAAAAUUAUUUAUUUUUUCAAAGUGUGACACUGGUCAACAUUUUUUUUUUCUUGCAUGGACUUUGAGAACUGAUUGAGGGUAAUUUUGGGGUGUUGAAUCAGAAUCUGAGCUGAGAUUUCCUCUAUCAUGCUCAUUCACUCACGACUUUCACGCCACUAAUCGCACAAAAGCAGCUUCAAAAGCAGAGUUUUUAAACCAGGUUCACAAAAUGUGAACAAGAGCCAUAAUAUCAUUUAUGGCACUGAAGAGGUGAGUGAGACUGCAGCUUUUGCUUCAGUGUUUGAUAUAAGAAAUAUGUUUUUAUAUCUCAAAAACGUGAUGUGAUUGGCAAAAACUAACAGCAGAUUCGGUUUCAGCGCCCUCAAAUUACCCAAAAAUCCCAGUGAUCAGCGCUGGCUGAGAAUAAGACGCUGGGACAGAAAUCUAAUAAAUGUCUAUGAAACAACAGCAUCAGCUACAGUGUCAGAUCAGCGCCAAAACCACACUUGUGUAAAAAAUGCUUUUGGGCGUAUUAUAUUAUUUCACACGCGUAGAUAUUAACUGCGCGAUAAGUGUUUCUCACCAAUUUCAACUUCAGUUGCAGUAGAGCCUUAAAAAAUUGCAACUAAUUUGUUGCCAUUAUGAGAAAGAAAGGUUUUUUGUUUGUUUGUUUGUUUUUGUAUCUGGACCACGUCAGUGGAGCUUUGAAGGAACCUUAAAGGAGUUUUUGAUGACAUCAAGUGGGGAAGUUUUAUAUUGCAGCUGGACGCCAAUGUGCUCUCUGGACUGGAUUUUCCAGAGUUUGUACAGAUAAGAUGGGUUCAACUAACACCAAGAAACUACCAACUUUGAGCAGAAGACAAACUCCAAGUACAACCAAAAAAAACAAAAGUUUUUUUCUGCAGAGGUUCAGGCUGUUUGUCUGGAAGGUCUCACGGGGCAUUGUAUCCUAUUAGAUUCACGUCACCCACACAACUUUUAAUAAAUGGAGGGACCUUAUUCUGGGUGGGAUUAUCACUGACCUGGAGUUGGUGGCUUUUUUGUUUGUCUUUUUUAUCCUAUUGGUGGACAGGUAAGCAAACUUUAUUGAAAAGCUUGUAACAUUAUGAAUCUGGUUUUGACAGCACAAACUGGGUUAACUUUAGCUUGCCUGCUAGCACCAGUCAGUUGCUAACCGACCGUGUUUUACGAUCACUAGUCCAAACAAAUGAUGUUCGAGUGUCUCAGUCGAACAGGUGCAUCAAAAGUUGCAUGCGAAUUGGUUUGAUCAGCACUUAUCAAUUACUUUAUCAGCUACCUUCUAUGCCCAACCACUUUGCAGGUGUUAAACAAAUCCAUUUUAUCUGUAAUAACUUUGUUGUCUCUGCUACAAAUGAAAAUCUGAAAAACACAUUGCGCAUACAGCUUCUGUCGACUCUGACUGGCUGUUGGAUGGACUGCAGCAUGAAACCUUACCACUAGAUGUCAUCAAAAACUCCUUCACAAAAUGUGAAGUAGGGUCAGGAAGGCCAUCCAGUGUAAAACUUGUGCCAAAUCAGCAGAUCCACCUUGGUGGUCCUCUGUGGUGACCCUCUUUUGUAAAGAGGGAUUUUAACUACGUGAUCGCCCUCACCAGCGGACUACAGGUCUUGUGUGACCGUGACCACCCUUGCUGGGGGCCUACAGGCCUCAUGCGACCGUCACCGCCCUCGCUGAUGGACUGAAGGUGUCGUGUGACCGUGACUGCCCUCACCAUGGGUCGACGGGUCUCGUGCGACCAUGACCGCCCUCACCGUGGGCCUACAGGUCUCAUGCGACCGUGACUGCCCUUGCUGAUGGACUGCAGGUUACAUGUGCCUGUGACCACCCUCACCAGGGGCCUACAGGUCUCAUGUGACCGUGACCACCCUCACUGAGGGCCUACAGGUCUAGUGCAACCGUGACCGCCCUCACCGGCAGACAACAGGUCUCGUGCGACCGUGACCACCCUUGCUGAUGGACUGCAGGUCGCAUGUGCCCGUGACCACCCUCAACAGGAGCCUACAGGUCUCGUGCGACCGUGACAGCCCUCACCGGCGGACUACAGGUCUCGUGCGACCGUGACUGCCCUCACCAGUGGUCACGUGUGAGUACUGAUUUGUUGGUUUCACUUUAGGUUGUCUGCUGUGAUCUUGACCUUUCACCUUGACUUCAACAGGUGCAAAGCACAUCAUUGUCAGAAAAAUGCAAAUGUUGAUCGAAGCUUCUCUGGGAACUGGUUUAUUUAUUUAUUUUGGCUCUUGUCUCUUCCCCGACACUGAUGUUGUGCCUCUGAGCUAAAGAAAAUGCUGCAUAAUUGUGUAAGUGGAGUAUUUAAACCGUGUUGGGACUCAUGUCCCAGUCUGAGCUGAAGCUGGAGGGGAAUCGUCGUCUUCCAUUGCACUCUGAUUCAACACUUUUGUUGAAUUAAGUGUUUGAAUUUUAAGGACAGAUAUCUUUUUUCCCCAAGUUGAUAUACGUUUUGCAAUGAUUUGUAGGUGUCAGCUACCUUUAGCUUGAGUCAUCGGUCGUUUAUUUUUAUACUCUUCUGUGUAGAAUGUGUAAAGAUGGCGAGUGUCACACUCGCUCGUCAACAUGAACACAUCAUGUCUGGCAAAGUCACUUUGUCGGCUCAUCAGGGACUGUCGAGAUGUUGCGACACCGUGCCGACGUCUGCUGUGGUUAUUGUCCAGCUGAUCGUGUGCCGCUGAUCCUCUGUGGGGUUCCAGUAAAUCCAGUAAGUGUGAGUGAAGUGAUGGAGAUGGACAGAUGUGUUGUUUCUCUUUAACACAGCGAAAAGUGCUGUCGUCACCCAUUGAUCAGUCUGUAGCUGAGGCAGCGUUCAAUCACCAUGCUUUCAUUUCAAUGAAGCAACACAUCAGCCUGCUGUGGUUUACACCGCACUGAGGUCCACAAUUAUUGGGACAAGCCAUUCCUUUUUCUUAGAUAUGUGUUUAUCUCCCAGACAGAAGGUUAACUGCCACCUGUCCCACAUUCUGUGGUGACCCCAAGCAAAACACUGGAACAGCCAAAAAAAACUAAAAACUAAAACAAUGUAAAUUUGAAGUGUUUGGAACAUGUUUUGUUUGUUUGCUUUUUUAGGUGUUGUGACAUUUUACACAGUGACAGCUGCCAACAACUAUUUUCUGUGUAAAGAUUUAGUGGCUGAAUAGUGUCCUUUGCAUAGAAUGAAGCAGCACUCCCUCUGUGCUAUCAGCUUUUCUGCCUUCACUUUAGAUUAUCAGUCUGGCCACGUCUACAUGUUUAGUGCAUGAGGUUUCCAUGUGCGCAUGUUUGGUGUGAGGUUGCCUUUAAAAAAGUUGCUGUAUCCCCAUUUUUAAGGAGCACUGCAUCUCUGUUGAAAAAUUGUAAAUCAGAUUUCAGCAACUUUUCCAGAAAUGCAUUUAAAAAUUAAAUUUAGGGACUAAAGAACAAGAACAUGGUUGGACUAGAAUGCACAUACCUCUGACUUUUCUCACAGAGAGCUGUUAAAGGGCUCCAACUACCUUCUGCUCAAUGCUGAGGGAGGGGCUGAAGGGGGAGCGUUGUUCAUGUCCCAAAGUUUUGCAUAAGUAUGACAUCGAGUGGCAGAAAAAAAUCAUUCAUAGCACCUUCAGAUAGUUGCCGGAAACACUCAAAUCCAUGAGUGGCCUUUUCUUAGUGGGAUCCCGCAAGGGUAGAUUUAGUUUUGGUGGUGAACAAUGAAGUCGCUUCUAUCCCACACAGCUAACUUUAUUUUUACAAAUUUUUCUUCUGAUCUGAAGGGAAUCUGUACACCUUGAAGCCCUUGUUGUGUCUAUUUGUGCCUCCAAAUGCGCAACAACCCGGCAAACGCUAUUGUGAACCCAAAAUGGUACCAUGAGUCAUGUGACCAAGUUUUUUUUCCCCAACUCGUCACUACUCUCUGAAUAAAGGGACUCUAGUCUGUGAUUCCAUCCAUCCUGAAAUCAGGGUUGCUUUCAUUCAGAUCACAAUCAAAAUGGCUGCAAAAACAUGAAGUUCUGUUUUCAGCAGCAGGAUCCAAGUGCAGGAGUCGGGAUUGAACCUGUGCUCUCUGAGUGCUGUCUCCUUCCCGUGAUGCUUUUAUUCAUCACUUUUACUUGAGAAGAAACAAAGGCAGGUGUCUUAGUAAUUUUGGACUUCACUGCGGUUCCUUAAACUGGACGUUGCGGCGCUGAGGGUGGCGGCCUGUUCACGUCUCAGUCCGCCUCUGGAGCUCUGGACCAAUCAGGGAACAUCCCACAUUCGUGACAGAAAUCCAGAUGUGUGUGAUUCGUUGUGUUCGUGGCUCGAUGUCCACUUUUCAGGUGUGCACACAGUUGUGGCAGCGAACGCGUGAUGAUCAGAAACACUGAUUCAUGAAGAGAGACGGUUUUUAUGCAAUUUAACAUUUUUGAGAUCUUAUUACGUCGUAUGUGUGUCGCAGCAAAAGUCAUUUCUGAAGAAGAAACUAUUUGUUUUCAGCGAUUAUCCACACUUUAGAUACGAGAAAUGACUUUGAUUUGUAAUAGAUUUUCUUCAGGUGAAUGUUGUUGCUCUCUCAGGAUUCAUUCCUGUGGAGAUGCAGAGUGGAAGUGGGAUAAGAAGGCGUGGCUGAGUCCUGGUGGCGUAUGAAGUAAUUCCUGUAGUACUCUUACCGCAAACUGUACUGCUAACGUUUUGUGUGAAUGUGCACCGAGUUGUUGGUUCAUGUUCUCCUUAAAGUGCACAUGAACCAAACUGCACGCAGCUUUUGCUUUACGGAAACAUUGUUGCUCCUUUGGAGUUCCGGCUCCUAGUGGUCAGCACUGUGUACUGCAGCAUACUGCGGGUGGUUAGAUUAGUGCUCGCGCUCGUCAAACAUCUGAAGGUUUUGUAUUUUAAGUGCUGUUUUUAAUCACCCCAUGAUGGUGUGGUUCAUGUCUCCAGCAUCGUCUGCAUAUUGUUAUUUAAAGUGGUGCCGAAACGAUAAAGUUGGCGCACACAUCGCAGAGACGUUGAUUGAACUUUAAAGGGCUUCUUAACGAUCGGUCUGUUGCAUUGUGAUCACCCUGUUGCAUGUUUGUGUGUUUCCUGUGGCAAAAUAAAUGUGCCCUCCACAGGGGUCAAUUGUUUGA